AUGGCCAAGAUGGCGGAGGCCGGCGAGGACGCGUUCAGGAAAAUAUUCAAGUUUUAUAAAAGUCGGAAUCCUCCGCCCGAUCUGACCGAUGUCAUCGACUUCAGGUGCAGGGACCCGCGAGGACAGGUGGUUGCAGCUCCGCUAGACACCGCGGCGGUGAGUGACGAGGACGCCGCCCGGGUCGGACUGAGGCCGGUCCGGGACUGGAGAGCCUUCGGCCUGCGGGGCCACCCAGGGUUGGUGCUGGUCUCCGACCCGUUCCUGCCGGGCCGCCAGGCCUUCUGGGUCCGGCAGAGCCUGAAGUCGUUUCCACGGAAACCAAACGUCUGCAACCUGGACCUGCACCUGGACCCGGAGGAGACGCGGGACAUCUGGGGACGGAGCGCCCACAUGCUCAGUUCUUCCUCUUCUGGAAAGAGACGACCCAAGACUCUGUUGGAGAAACUGCGUUGGGUCACAUUGGGAUAUCAUUAUAACUGGGACACCAAGACCUACUCCUCCAGCCAUCACACCCCGUUCCCUCCGGACCUGCAGGAUCUGUCCGUCCGGGUCGCCGCCGGUACCGGGUUCCCCGGGUUCCGGGCCGAGGCCGGGAUCCUCAACUACUACCGGGCCGACUCGUCCCUGGGGAUCCACCUGGACGAGUCGGAGCUGGACCACAGCCGGCCACUGCUGUCCUUCAGCUUCGGCCAGUCGGCCAUCUUCCUUUUGGGCGGGACCCGCCGGCAGGAUCCGCCCACCGCCAUGUUCCUGCACAGCGGAGACGUGAUGGUGAUGUCGGGGCCGAGCCGGCUGCUGUACCACGCCGUCCCGCGGAUCCUCCCGGGCCUGGAGGGGUCCGACCUGGACCUGGACCUGGUCCCGGGGGGGUCGGACCUGGACCUGCUGGAACCCGUCUCCCAGCAGGACUGGGCCGUCUGCUCCAGCUACCUCCAGACCUCCAGGGUCAACAUGACCGUCAGGCAGGUGCUGGCGCCGGGACAGAAACUCCCGGAGGCUCCGCCCCCUGGAGGUCAGGGGUCAGACGGAGGUCAGGGGUCCGACGGAGGUCAGAGGUCAGACGGAGGUCAAAGGUCAGACGGAGGUCAGGGGUCAGACGGAGGUCAGGGGUCAGACGGAGGUCAGGGGUCAGGCGGCUACGGCGACGGAGCAGAAGAUGGAGACAGGAUGAAGAGCAGGAGGAGUAGCGGCGGGAACUCUGUUGCCGUGGAAACGUGAAGCUGAUCUGAAGCAGCUGGUUCUUGGAGCCGGUUCAGCAGAACCGCUGGACGCCGGCGGUUCUGGUUCCUGCAGGAACUCCGGGACGCCGGGAACUUCUUCAGCCUGACGGACUGAAGCGACUGAAGCGACUGAAGUGACUGCUUCAGUCCACGGAUGGAUGGAUGUUUGGAUGGAUGGAAGGAUGAUUUUAGACUUUUCACUUGUUGUUUUAUUAAAAGAUGGAAACAGAAAACGUUACUCCGGCUAAAUGUGUCAUUCAGGGAAACGUGUCGUGUUUAUCAACGGUUCGUCGUCUGUUUUUGUGUUUCAAGCGAAACCAGACGAAGCUGCUCUUAAACAUCCUUAUCAGACCUGGAAAACCAUGUUUUCAGGGAUCCAGGUGGAACGUCUGCUAGCAGAGACCAACGUCGGAUAGGUGUUACUGAGGAGG
This is a messenger RNA of Cololabis saira (Pacific saury), 1651 nucleotides long. RefSeq names its product alkB homolog 1, histone H2A dioxygenase (gene alkbh1). Bases 1 to 1218 code for a protein of 405 amino acids. Gene Ontology annotation, biological process: oxidative RNA demethylation. The record is from RefSeq and is a predicted model, not a curated record. Gene Ontology annotation, cellular component: cytoplasm; nucleus. Gene Ontology annotation, molecular function: broad specificity oxidative DNA demethylase activity; oxidative RNA demethylase activity; ferrous iron binding. Lineage: Eukaryota; Metazoa; Chordata; Actinopteri; Beloniformes; Belonidae. The transcript has 6 exons.